CCACUCCUUCCUCUCUCCUUCCUACUCAAAGUCACAAUUCUGUACCUUUCUUUCGCUAUAAAUUCAGUGAUCCCAUCAGAAAAGACACUGAUUUUCCACACUCGUGGAUCGGUUUCACAUUACGAGAAAAAUAAAGAAAAAAUGGAAGUGGAAAUGGUGGUUCCGGUGGACUUCAACUUCGACAGCAACUGCUCCUCCCCAUUUAUCACCGCCCCUUCCAGCCCUCAACGCUUUGCUAGUAACUCCAACUUCUUCUUCAGCGCUCCCACCAGCCCCACGCGUCCUACUCCUUUCUUUUUCCACGACUCUCCCUCUUCCUCUUCCUCUGUCCCCUUUCUCCAGGAACAACAACCCCAACCCAAUGCCAACCACAACCACGAUGAUUUCGAGUUCAAUUCCAGCGGACACCUCGACAGACCUUUUCUCUCCGCGGACGAGCUCUUCCUCGCCGGAAAGAUCCGUCCCCUCAAGCCGCCGACGCCGACGCCGCCCCUUCGCUCCCCUUCUCCUGUGACGUCUCCCCGCAGGAAGAAGGACUUCGACCGGCUCGCAGAGGCCACAAAAGAAACGCGCAGAGGCAGUAAAGAAGAAGAAAAAGAAGAAGAGAAGAAUCACGCGCGAGGGAGGCAAAGAGUUUUGGUGUCUGGUCGGAAAGGAAGUAGUAGAUCUUUGUCUCCUUUAAGAAUAUCCGACAUAGUGUGCGACUCCGAAAACAUUUCUUCCUUCACAAGCAACUCCAAAUCUCCUUUUCUAGCUUCUAUUUCUUUCACCAGAAAAUGGAAGUUCAGAGAUUUUCUCCUCUUUCGAAGUGCUUCGGAGGGAAGAACCACCAACAAGAACCCGCUCAAAAAGUACGUUAUUCUCUCCAAAAACGAGGAUGUUCGAAACUCCAGCUUUCGGUCCGCCGAGAGCUCCGGUUCGGUCUCCAAACGCCGCGGCCCAGUUUCAGCCCAUGAGUUGCAUUACACGGUGAACCGGGCCGCAUCCGAGGAAAUGAAGAAGAAAACGUUUUUGCCUUACAAGCAGGGUUUAUUGGGCUGCUUGGGCUUUAACCCUGGUAUGCAUCACAUUUCUAAAGCAAUGGGGCCUUUCACACGUUCCUAAUCAAUUCAAUUAGAUUUUCUUUGCUCCAUUUUCUUAUUGUUCUCUUCUUUUCCGCAAAAGCACUCAAAUUUGUACCAAAAUAAUUUUACCAUUCUCACCAACAUGUAUCAUA
Vigna umbellata (rice bean) is the source of this 1216-nucleotide messenger RNA. RefSeq lists its product as uncharacterized. The record is from RefSeq and is a predicted model, not a curated record. Lineage: Eukaryota; Viridiplantae; Streptophyta; Magnoliopsida; Fabales; Fabaceae.